AUGGAAAACACGGCCAAAAAAAAGGGGAAAAAAAAAACGGACGAUGUUAAGGAGCGGAUACUGAGCGGGCGAUCCGUUAUAUGCUUCGACGAAGAAAUUGAUUUCGACAAAUGUGGCCCUGUCAGUGCAGACCAGCUUGAGGACACGACAGGAAAUAAGAAAAAAAAAUCAAGUUAUGAAAAUGCCAAGAAUGCUUCGUUAGACAGUGUAGGAAUAGGCACCAAAAAGAAAGGCUCCAAAAAAACGAAGGAAGGUAAAAUAGAUGAGACACACAGAACUUCAAACGAUAAGGGAAAAAAAGGAAAAAAAAAAGGUACGGAAAAUGCCAACACUAGUAACAGUAAAGAUUAUGACGGUGAAGACAUAAUUAGCUUUUACAAAAAUUAUCACAAAAAUGUAGAUAAGGAUGGCGCAUCAAAUUUAAACGAAGACUAUGUCUUUAACGAGGUAGACAGCACCACCAACAGUUCUUCAAUCCUCAGGAUUCAGAAAAAUAAUAUCGAAUUGAAAAAAAAGGGUUCAUCAAAAUUUAUAAAAUUACAAAGUAAUAACAAUGGUGUAGUGUUGAAUGAAGAAAAUAGUGAACAGCUAAAUAAAUGGUUCGAAACUUUGCCAAGUAUCAACUCCGAAAUUGGAAGCAUACUGAAUAAUCACCUCCCUUGUUACAGCAUCCUUAACAAUGUUAAAAGAAUAAAUAAAAUAAAAAGUAUCGCUUAUAGUGAGAACGAAAAUGAAAAUGACGAAAUGUUGAAUACUAUUGAAAAAUCUAGUAUUAUGUUUAAUUCGGUAAAACUCACCACCAAGGAAAAGUACAUCAUCAGGUUCCUGUGUGAAGGGUCUUCCAACACGUUAUCCGAGUUGGUGGAAUUGUUGUUUUACGUCCUCAACAAUGAUGAAUUAGUACGUGAUAAAUUCCCCAUAAAUGCCGCACCCACUUCUGACAAAGCAGGAGGUAACGCUACUACGUUUGCGUUGAACCAAGCGGAUAUGAACCAAAACGGGGAAGAGAACAAUAUGCCCCCAAACAGAGGUAACGAAAAUGAUGAAAGUCGCCAAAAUCAAUGCCAGCUAACCAUGGAUAAUUUCUCCGAUGAGGAGUACUACUCUGACGAUGGUGAGAAGAGAAACUAUAACAUCCAUAUCAGUAGGGAGGACCUGCUCUCAAGCAUCCCCAUUCUACUGAGCAGGAAAAGUCUAGGAGAUAAUAUGAAAAAAGUGAAUGUCAGUAAAAACGAAAAUAACGAAAAAGAAUGCCUAUGGGUCUGGGAAAAUGACAACUACGACAUAUUCCCCCCGUACUAUAAGGAAAUAUUCAAAUAUUUCAAAGAAUUCAGAAAUAACCUUAGCAAAAUAUAUAAAACUUUAAUCAAAUUAAAAUACUCCAUUCUGAGUAAAGACCUACAGACCAUCAUAAAAACACAUGAUUAUUUAAAUGAGCUGAAAAAGAGACAAUAUUUGGAAUCUGAAAAAAGAUGCAAAAGAAUUUUAAUUGAGAAAAAAAAAAUCAUCAAAAAAAAAAUGGACAUGAAAAAACAAGAAGAAAAGAAAAAAAAAAUAGAAGACGCCAAAUGUUUGGAUGAAAAAAAAGCGGCAACUAUUACCAAGUUAGAUAACGUUGUAGCACAGAAUAAGACAGAAGAGAAAAAGCCAAAGCAACAGAACUUCAUACUGUCAUGGCUGACAAUGAAAAAAAACGAGAAAGCAAAUGCUGCCAAUUCGAAUGACAUCUCAGAACAACUCAUUAAAUAUCCAAUUGCCAAUGUACUCAGUUAUAACGAGGCUCUGCGGGAUAAACUGCUCGAAGCCCAAAACCAGUUACCCAUAUUCACGUGCAACCGAAAGGGUGCCAUAGGGUCGAGUCGCAUAUUCAAAAGCAAAUGCGAUUUCGAUAAGCAGAAACUUCUCGAGGACUACGAGAAGAUAUGCGGAAGUCACAAAAGGACAGUUGUGGAUUACUUCAAAGUAUACGUGGACAAUAAAGAGUUCUUUGAAGAAAUCCCGUCGGUUGACAGUAUUGAUGGAAGCAAGUUAAUCGUACAGAAUGAAAAGGGAGUGAGAUCCAAGCUUUGGGAAGACAACGAAUUUUACUCCAAGUUGAAAAACUCCGACUACAUUAGGAGCUUUUACUUUUACGACAAUUCGUGGACAAGGCCAUACAUGUCCCUCCUGGUGCAUAAAGUUUUAGACGACAACAUCAAUUUGCUCCCCUAUUAUUACCACGAUGACAUGGAAUAUGAGAAUGACACGAAUGAGGAUUACUAUGAGAAGUUUGAGACCAUCGACCUUACGACGGAAAAUGAGGAAAACGAAACGGAAAGCGACGGAAGCUCUCAAGACAUGUUCAUCGUCCCAGAUAAUGAACUGAACACGGACAUCAACAUGACGCCAAUAACAAUACCAACCAGUCAGGACAUUCACUUCUUCUCCUUGUUUAAUUGGGAGUGGAAAUUCGAAGGGAACCCCAAGCGGAAUUACGACAUAAUUGACAAAAACACGUGGAAGGAGUUUAACCUGAUAUAUAAGGAGAACAUUUAUGGAUGCCAGUACAUGUCUUGGGGAAAAGAGAAUAACCCCUUCAUAUACCUCUCUGAAAGGAACAAUCCAAAAAACACGUUGAACAAUUAUGACAUUAAGAAAUUAAUAAAGCAUUCUCAUGGGAAGGCAACGAAGAAGGAUGUUCUAGUGGACCAGUUCAAGCUCAAAAAUGAGCACCUAACGAAGGCCGAUACGGAGCGGAAGUUCAAGACUUAUUUGGUAUACAAAAAGUGCGAGGAUAACAGAAAGAAAUGGAUGGCCUCGGAAGAAGGUAUUAAAUUAUUUAAGAACGAGCAACUGCUGAGAAAAAUUUAUAACAUCCGCAAAAGAAAGCUAAACCUAAUUACACAAAAAAUGGAACAAAUGAAGAGACAAAAACGGAUGGACAGAGUAAAUUUAAAAAAGGAAGAGAAAAUAAAAAAGAAAGAAAAAUCAAAUCAAGUAAAAUUAGUAAGUAAGGACAACAUGAAGAAGGAAGCAGUAAAGGACCCAGAAAAAUUGGAAAAGAAGGAAACCAUGACGAAGGAGGGGGCAAAUAUUGUCCAAAUGAUAAUUUCAAGUAGCUCCCUGACUGGUACCAAGAAUGUAAAAAAGUGA
Plasmodium coatneyi is the source of this 3132-nucleotide messenger RNA. RefSeq lists its product as uncharacterized. The record is from RefSeq and is a predicted model, not a curated record. Bases 1 to 3132 code for a protein of 1043 amino acids. NCBI's taxonomy places the organism in Eukaryota, Apicomplexa, Aconoidasida, Haemosporida, Plasmodiidae. The transcript has 12 exons.